ACUCGUUUGUCUCUAAGUUGAGUCUAAAGUGGCAUUCAUUAAUAUUGUAUUUUUUAAAAACUUGUCAAAUGGGCAAUGCAUAGAAAAACAAACAUAAAUCAUCAUAACGAAAAAUUGUCGCCAGUCUCAUUAAUGGAACACUUUUGCAGAGCACUACAUCCGGACUUAGAUCUGAGCUCAACGUGUGUCAGCUGGUUUCGUCAAGCCACUGAACACUGUACCGAUUUGAUUUUGCAAAAGAAGCGCGGUACAGCUUUCUGGACGACACUUAAAAAUUUCAUCUUUCCCAAUCUUCAAACAUCAUUACUUAACCAAAAGAUUCCAAUCAGCAUACAUCCGAAUCGGUUAUCGGUAAGCGAUUGCCAUGCGCUCUUCUUGGACAUCGUUAACGAUUAUGUGGCGCGAGCCCCCCGCUAUGCCACCGAAGCAGCCACUAAUGCUUUACUCUGGCAAAUACUCUAUUCGUUGAUGGGUAUUAUGGCAUUAGGCACCUUAUUGGUCACUACAAUAUUCGCCUAUCGUAGAUAUGAACAAUCACUGGAGAAAUCGCUUGAUCCACUCGCAGCGGCCUUUGUGCCCGAGAAGCGUGCUGCCGCCUUUAUGAAUCGUAAUAUGCGUGUGCUCAAGUAUGAGCUUCAACGGUUGCAUGUGCAACAUAUCAUACAACCCGAGGAGUUGAUUUCACCUGAUGGCACUACGACACUUGUCAUGAAAGUUUCAUCAAAGCUGAAUUUCAUAGACGGCCUUGUGAGCAGCACGGGACACUGUACCGGACGGUUGUAUCGUCUGCAAGAGUUAAACUCCAAAAUGAAACCUGAAUAUAAAACUGAGACAAUAGCGAAGAUGAUGCGUUUCACCAACAACUAUUCGCGCAAACUACAUUUGAUGGUGAUAUUUGAAGAAGAUCCUGUCUAUGAAGAACUGCUACGGCGACGCCGACCAAGUCCGACAAAAACUGCACCACCACUGGCGUUACCAGUUAUAGCCAAGAAGAAAAGCUAUAGUAGGCUAUCAAUGCGUCGCAGUGUCUCACGCUCCAGCAGUCCGCCCAAAAUGAAAGCGCCCAGCCCACGGCAACCAACGCAAAUACCGCGUAACCUUACCCGACUUGCCUCAAGUGUGCUAAUGAAGAAGUAGCGGUAAAAACAUGUGGGUAGCUGGCGAACAGUUUCCACGCGAGUGUGUACAUAUGUGUGUGUGUAUGGUAUGCUGGUUUGCGAGUGACUAGUGUUUACGUAUUGUGUGUAUGUCUAUAGUCAGAGAAAAUGUGGUGAGGCUGCAGACAGUAAAAGAUCAAGUUAAUGAGUUUUUACGCAAUUAUUUAUUGCCUGAUUGCUGUACUUACAAGAAAUCUAAAAUCUUUUGUAAUCACUCACAUUUUAGCAAAUAUUCGUAAAUAUUCAAAAUACAUAAAUUGCUUAGCUACUACAUACAACGAAAUAUA
This is a messenger RNA of Anastrepha obliqua, 1444 nucleotides long. RefSeq lists its product as uncharacterized. Bases 76 to 1137 code for a protein of 353 amino acids. NCBI's taxonomy places the organism in Eukaryota, Metazoa, Arthropoda, Insecta, Diptera, Tephritidae. The transcript is spliced from 2 exons. The record is from RefSeq and is a predicted model, not a curated record.